CACCCCAGUUUAUCCCAUCCCUAGUUACCAACCAAUUUCUAGUACAUCUUCAAGCGACACCACAUCUCUAUACCGGCCCCUCGUCAUUACAUCCUUACACUAUCGCGACUGUCAAAGAAGGUUUCCACAAGAUAUUUAGUGGACCCAAGAUUUUAUACGUAUUUUCAAGCAGCGCUCACCUGUUCCGAGAGAUAGCACCCCUAAUCUUCAACCUAAAAGAUCCAUCAUCAUGGCCAAGUCCUGGAAUCACAACAGUAGUAUCCGAAAUCAGCUGCAGUGUACACUCGACAUGCAUCCCAAGGCUAGCGUGCUUGCCAGUUGUUACAGCGUCAAGUCCUCCACUUCCGUGAUCGAUAGUUUCCACUACUGCGCUACCGCGGGGGCCGGAACACAGUGGUAUCCCUGAGGUCCCUUCGGGGUCAAAGGCGUCUCCAAGUCCUCCCUUUGGACUCUCCAUCGCUCCAGGCAUGGGGACUAGUUGGCCGGGUAAUAUAUUACCGGAAUAUAAAGGGGAGGCAAUGCAUACUAUCCCGGAAGAGUGUGAGAGGCUCUUCUGUGACAUAUUGUCUGCGAUCUUCCUUGGUGAGAGGAGAUCCGCUGGACAAGAGUCACUUGGGGUAGGUGCGUCUCAAAGCCGGCCGAACAAUAAUAUGCCGAUUGAACAGUGGUUUGAGCUGUUGGAUUACACCAGCGACACUAUACAUCGAGGAUUUGUAACCAAUGCGAGCGGCGAACCGACUUUAUUUGUUUUCCUUGCAGAGAAAGCACUCGGUCACGGUCUGAAAACAGGGUUGAUUGCCCUAUUUGAACUUGCUAAUAUAUCUGCUUUUGGGUGUCCCCGAAUUGUGGCAUGUGUACCUCGUUCGCACGAUGCAGUUGAACUAGAAGCUGUAAGGAACCUCGGUUGGUGCGGAUUCAGUUUGACUACAUUGCAACCGUGGGGUGCUGCAAGAGACGUCGAACGCUCGCUUAGCACUAAAUGGCUUUUCUUGGAUGCGGAGGUUUAGCUGUCGGCAACCAAACAGGUAGUUCAGUUUUUUGAGAACGAAAUCGACUUAAAUGAUUAUUAUACCUGUAUUGAGAUCGACUUAUGCUUCCAUUCGCUAGUAUGG
Aspergillus welwitschiae is the source of this 1112-nucleotide messenger RNA. Its product is annotated as ornithine decarboxylase antizyme. Gene Ontology annotation, biological process: positive regulation of protein catabolic process. The transcript has 3 exons. Gene Ontology annotation, cellular component: cytoplasm; nucleus. The coding region runs from base 468 to 1007 and encodes 179 amino acids. The record is from RefSeq and is a predicted model, not a curated record. Gene Ontology annotation, molecular function: ornithine decarboxylase inhibitor activity. NCBI's taxonomy places the organism in Eukaryota, Fungi, Ascomycota, Eurotiomycetes, Eurotiales, Aspergillaceae.